Molecule: messenger RNA, 4899 nt
Organism: Botrytis sinoallii
Lineage: Eukaryota; Fungi; Ascomycota; Leotiomycetes; Helotiales; Sclerotiniaceae
Exons: 4
Coding region: 252-4667 (1471 amino acids)
Molecular function (GO): protein binding
Source: RefSeq, a predicted model, not a curated record
AAAUAUCCAGAAGAAACAGUCGCCCCCGCAAAUUCACGAAGAAAAUUCAAUCUUAAAUCAAUAUCAUAAGAUAUUCAUUUACAGAUAACUUAAUCCUUCUCUACAAUCUUUGAACAAUACUUACUGCAUAUUUAAAGUUGUGCGCAUUAUCCGCAUUCAAUCUAAAAAGUCGCCGCGCGAUCAAAACUUUUACAUCAUACACACUUCCUUCCUCAUUGUGACAACAAGAGAAAGCUACCAACAAAAUCAAUAUGCCUUCGCAAAUGCCGUCAAGUUUUGCUUCUGCAGCAGCAGCGGCUGCAGGUUCAGGUUCGAGUCGCGAUUCUCGAACGGGAAGGAACGAAAGUGCUCGUGGUAAUGAAUGGGCCAGGAGAGAUACUAGAUCUACCAACGGAAGUGGAAGUGGCACACUGACCUUCCGUCGUUCUUCCAACGCUCCUCAUACAUCAUCCGCACAAGCAGAAAAUCUCCCAGCACACAGUUUCGAAGCUUCCGAUGACGUACCACAACAACCAACUCAAUCAUAUGAGCCAUCUGUUCCAGCAGAUCUUCGUUAUCCGAAAAAUCAUUUAUUGGAUUUAUACCAAAAACACCGAGAGGCUAAAGAUUCCGGCGCGCGCAAUGGCGACGUCUCAAGACUUUAUGUUGAAGGCUGGAACCCUGGUCAGUCGAAUGGAACAAAUGGCCGAGCAUGGGGUAAGGUCACCGAUGGUAGAGAGACCCAUGGUCCAGAUGCAUGCUGGGAUAUGAGUGGUAGUCAGAGACCAGUUUCAUUGGAAGAAAUGACUGAAGAGGAGAAAAUCCUUUUCACUACCGACGUUAAUUCUCCCAUGAAACCACCACCUCAGAAUCAGAAUAAGGGCUCGAACGAACAAGGAUCUAAUACAAAUGGCCGCAAAACCUCGGUUUCUCAUGGCUCUGGCAACUCCAAUUUCGCAGUUUCUUCGCCCGCAUCAAGCAGACCAGGUACGCGCCGCAGGGAGACGAGUGAUGCGGUCCCGUUCGCUGCUGGGUUAGGAUCUCCUGCCGGGACUGGCCGAUUUCCCAGAGACGAGUCCUCUCCGUUUUUUACUCGUAAACUCACGGAUUUGAAGGAUGAUGGAGACGAUAGAGUGGAUGAACCCAAAAGUUCCUUACCAUUUGGUCCCUUGAUGCGUUCUAAUACAGGCGGGGCUAACUUGGGAAGUGCGCCACUAUCUCCCUGGGGACUAGCGACUACAAGUGCAACGAUGACUCCAAUGGGAACCUUCGGUGCAUUUGCGAUGCCAACUCCGACAACUCCUAGUGAGAAACGACCAGGAUUUGGAAGCAUUCGAGGAGAGAGUCGACUUGCACAUCUUAUGCCGAAAGAAAACUCGGAGGAUAGCGCGUCGCAGCCUGCCGAGCGUUCAUGGAGAACUAGACCUCGAACCGAUACGGAUCCAUUUGGCGAGGACAGUGUCCCUAGCGGCAGCGCUGGUCUCGGAGGUGGUCAAGAUACUAGCCCAACCUUGAAUCCUCAGCGAAAGGCUCCAGGGCUUGAUACCCCAAUCCGUGUACUAUCGAGUGACUUCGGGAUGUCUGAUAUGCCUGGCUUCCGAGAUGCCCAAUUACGUGCUCAAAGCCACCAGACACCGCAAGGACAACAUUUCAAUGAGCCAUUGAGUCCCGAUACUAACCCGUAUCGCAGCCCACCCGAGGAACGGAGACACGAUGAUAAUUCCUUUGACGAUGACAAUUCUCAUGAGCGACCUCAACCAUUAGGAGGUAUCCCAGAGCACACACCAAAUGCGUUUAGCAAUCUUUCUAGAAAUUUUGGUAGUGGUGCCUUCGACGGGAGCGAUCGUAGCCAAACAUCUAGUGUUGUAGGUGGGGUUUCCCGAGGACCAUUCGCAGCUUUAGUGGGACUUCCGUCAUUGAGCAAUGUUGGUGGUAUGGGGGGCUGGCCUACAACUAACAACAUGGUAUCUACACCGGACCGUGAAAGUCGAUCUGUAUUCCCAAGCGCAUUUGGAAACUCUAUAUUUGGACCCAUGGGCGAGAUACCAUCGCCAGUCCAUAGCUCUAUGGGAGGGGGUAUGUUUGGGCACGGAAACCCAAUGGGCUCUAUCGGGCGUGGAAGUAAGCUUGGGUCUUUGUUCCCUCCAGCCAUGCAGGCUCAGAUGCAAGGUGUAGAGAACGACAAUUCUGGUGAAAUAGGAGAUAUCCGACAAAACAGUGCAUUUGGAGCGAUUGGCCGAACCCAAUUGCACCAUGGUAAUUUCUAUGGACCAGAACCUCGAACCCAGGAGCCAUUCUCAGCAGCGGAGUCUCAGCCUAGUGCAACCAUCCCACAAGCUCCUUCGGCUCAAUCUAAUUACCAACAAACCCAAAAUGGACCUGACUCUGCUCCUGGCCAACUUCCAAACUCUCAACAACGUAUGAUGGUUAUGCCGGAUAGAAUGCGAUGGAUUUAUCUUGAUUCUCAAGGACAGCCUCAAGGCCCGUGGUCUGGGCUGGAAAUGCAUGAUUGGUAUAAAGCCUCAUUCUUUACUGCCGACCUCUCGGUCAGAAAACAGGAAGAUACUGAGUUUGAACCUCUUGGUCAGCUCAUUCGUCGCAUUGGAAACUCUCGUGAACCAUUCCUUGUGCCUCAGAUUGGCAUCCAGCAUGGACCUCCUACUACUCAAGCUACCCCUUUUGCCUCCGCCGCUACAGCUCCUACUGUUCAACCUGGAUCUGUCCAACCUCCAUUUGCCGGAGCAUUCCCAAGCUUCGGUACUACAUUGACAGCUGAGCAGCAAAACAAUUUGGAGAGACGUAAGCAAGAGGAACAGUACCUCAUGGCUAGACAGAGGGAGUUCUUGGCGGCUCAACAGGUUAACAUGAAGCAAAUGCAAAUGGGCGGCCUUCCUUCGACCUUGCACCACCAUUCAAGUGCACAUAGCUUGCAAAGUCAACCCAGCUUCGGUAGCAUGACAUCGCCAAUUUCCAUGCCACCUCAACCUCCAAUGCCUGGUGGAUUUUUCGAGUCCGGCCCCAGACCAGGUCUGUCGCAGAUGAUGGGGGGUAUGUCCAGUGAGUUUCUUCACGAUGACUUAGCUCGCCUUGGUCUCCAAGAUCGACAACAACCUGGAGCAGUCGGUGCGCCAACCUCUCAAGCUCAGCAAAUCAAUGCACUUUUUGGCCAGCCUCAACACAUUGGCGCUCAACGAGAGGCCCCUAGAGCAGAGCCGAAUGACCCCGAAGGUUUUGUAGCUCGUCUUCGACAAUUUAAUCAGCUUAGAGCCGAGCAUGAUGCAGACGAAGCUGCACAAUCCUCCACAAAUGAGGAUCCCACUCCUCAGCCAGCGGAAGUUGAAGCGAAACCCGAAGAGCAACAAUCACAAUCUCAAGAAGAGGAGAGUGUGGUGGAGGAAGCACCUACACCAAAAUCCCCCGAGGUCCUCUCUUUAACUCAACAAAUCAAGGAUCAACAAGCUUCAGCCGCAUCAGCACCACCCAAGCAAUCUCCAAUUUCGGCCCCUCAACCCGAAUCUCCUUGGACCAAGGUGAAUACCAGCCUUCCAAUGCCUUUCCCCCCUCCGGCACAAUCAACGACCCCUCUUCCUGCUCCAACAGCACAACGAGGAGGUCGCUCCGGCCUGCCUGAUUCCUUACAUGCGGAAGUCCAAUCGCGUUCUGAGACUCCUGAAGCAGUUAGCGCUGGACCAACCCUUGCACCAUGGGCUGUUCAACCUGUCGAGGCUCCUAAAGGCCCUUCUCUAAAAGAGAUUCAAGAAGCCGAAGCAAAGAAGGCUGCUCAAGCAGAGGAGGUUGCCGCUGCUGCUCGUCGUGCUUUACACGAACAAGAAAUGAAGAUGCUCGCUAGUCAACCAGCUGCACCAGCUCCAGGUCUCCCAACCACGUCCACCUGGGGUGCCAUAGCCACACCUACAACCCCUUCUAAUGCUUCAUCUGUUUGGGCUAAGCCGGUUGCUGCCAAAACUCCUGUAACUGCAACUUCUUCCAAGAAGACUCUCGCAGAUAUCCAAAGAGAGGAGGAAUUGCGCAAGAAGAAGCUUGCCGCUACUGCAGCAGUAUCUCAACCUUCUCCUGUUGCGGGUGGUAAACGCUACGCUGAUCUGGCAAGCAAGCCAUCCGUAACCACUCCUGCCAUGGGAGGAGGCUGGUCUACCGUCGGCGCUGCUGGAAAGGUUAAGAUUCCAACAGGACCGUCAGCUGCAACUUCACCUGUCCCAACUCGUGCUCCCAGUACUGCUUCUGUAGCUAGUCCUGCCGUUCGAACAAUAAGACCAACACCAUCCGCUCGCAGCGUAACUAUGGCUGGUACUCAGGCUGGUGGCAAUACUGCCAAUGAAGAGUUCAAGAAAUGGACAAAGGCUACUUUGAGUGGCAAAGAAGGUCUUAAUUCUGAUAUUGAUGUUGAUGUUUUCAUGAAUAUGUUGUCUUCAUUCCCGGAUGAAGCUAGUAUUAUUGCAGAUGUUGUGUAUACUAAUUCCCGUGUGAUGGACGGCCGUCGCUUUGCCGAGGAAUACAUUCGUCGCCACAAAUUGGCUGACAAGGGUAUUGUUGAGCCUGCAAAUACUGGAUCGAAUGAUAAGUCCAGUGGAGGUGGCUGGAGUGAAGUUGCCAAGAAGGGUCCACCAAAGGAGGAACCCACGGCUGGUUUCAAAGUUGUUCCCACCAAGAAGAAAGGAAAGAAAUGAGGGAUUAUAUGAUAGUAACUGAUUGAGCCUCUCUGUAUUAUGGAUAGCUUUGUCUGAGUAGCGAUUUUGUAUUACAGGCUGGAUUGUUCUUAUUUGUCAUCUAUCAAUUCAUGAUUACCAUGUUGACUGACUGACCACCUGCUGCACUAGCGAAAGAGCAAAUAACUACAUUUUGCAGUAGGAAUAGUGUCUAAGGAACAUCAAUGUAAAAGUUGACCGCAUAUGAAUGUUA